GUUUUUUCUCUUUUCUCAGCUUGUUGCUACAGGGAAUCUUGAGCAUUAUAUCAUCAAGAAGAGUGAAAAACUGAACCAAACAGAGAUUUUAAGAGAAGGUUUCAUGGCUAACUCUACACAUGUUGAAGGAAUGGUGAACAUCAAAGGAAAGAACAUCAAGAGCAACAAUAGUGACCUAGGUGGAUGGAAUUACGCUGCUCGAGUUAUCGUCGUUGGCAUCAUCGAAUCAUUCGUCUUUUAUGGAGUUUCUUCAAACCUGAUCAGCUUUCUAACUAUCCAAUUAGGACAAUCUACAGCAACAGCUGCACAGAAUGUUAAUGCUUGGACUGGUUUCAUGCAUAUGUUUCCAGUACUACUAACUUCUUGUGUUGGUAACUUCUAUUAUGACAGAUUUUAUACCAUCGCGAUUUCUGUAUUCAUCUAUGUUUCGGGGAUUUCGGCGUUAUAUAUAUAUAUGGGUGCUUGUUCUAAUUAUAACAACACCGAAGACAACCUUCCGUGUUCUAUCCCGGAUUUCUUCCUCUUCUAAUUGUAUCAAAUUGGAAUUGGGAGUGCUGGAUUCAAGACCUGCGCAGCAGAUUUUGGUGCACACCAAUUUGACGAACGAAAUCCAAAUGAAUACAAGUCAAGAAGUUCAUUCUUUAACUGGUGGCUAUUUGGACUAUCUCUUGGAUCAUGCAGUUCUCACUUGAUAUUAAACUAUGUCGGAGAAAAUUCUGGCUGGUAUGAAGCAUUUAGAAUUUCGAAGAAUUUAAUGAUCAUAUCGUUUUUUUUUUCAUACUUGGAGCUAGAUCUUUUACCUUCACCUCGAAAAAAGACACAGACAAAGUAAACCCAUUAGAAGGGUUAACAAAUGGUUUAGUUGGUGCUGUCCAAAAUUGUAGAACCACCUCAUCACCAUCAUCAGUAAUCACCAUGAAAGUGAAGCCAACUACUAAUAACACACCGGGAUCAAGGAAAUUAGAUGGGACGUGCUCUACCUGUAGUAAGUGUGAAGAUGUAAAGGCUGUAUUGCGGUUGGUGCCGGUAUGGAUUAUAUGUUUAACAUACCCCAUAGUGCACGCUCAAGUUAUUACGUUCUUUGCUAAGCAAGGCAGCACUAUGGACAGGUCGAUACAACCAGACUUUCAGAUACCCGCAGCUUCAAUUCAAAUCUUUCUCACUGUAUCCGUCGUUCUAUUUGCAGCAACAUAUGACCGUAUCUUUUUUACAAUCACUCGAGCUUUUACUGGAAAAUCUAACUCUAUUACUUCACUUCAGAAAAUUGGUGGUGGCAUAUUUGUAUCAUCCAUAACAAUGGUUGUAGCAGCUAUAGUGGAGAACAGAAGGAUUGAAAUUGCUCAAAAGUUUGGACUGAUUAAUGAUCCAAAAGCAACAGUUCCUAUGGUUAUCUGGUGGUUGGUUCCACAAUAUGUCUUGUCGGGUCUUGCCUUUGUACUCGCCCAAGUUGGCUUACAAGAAUUUUUCCAUGAUCAAGUUCCCAAUAAGAUAAGGAGUGUGGGUCUGUCCCUGUACUCAACUGUAUUCGGCAUUGGAGAUUUCUUCAGUGUCUUCCUUAUUUAUGUCAUUCAGAAGGUAACAAGUGCAGGAGGUCAACCCGGAUGGCUAGCAAACAACAUGAAUCAAGCGCAUUUAGAUUACUUUUAUUGGUUUCUAGCUGGACUUAGUAUGUUAGAGCUGGUUGCAUUCUUAUGUUUCGCAAAAUCAUAUGUUUAUAAGCAAGGAGCUCCAAUGUGAUCGGGGACUAAGCAAGGGGAACAUCUGCUAAGUAGGAACAGUAUUCGAUUUCAUUAUGUAAUGUAAUUGAGCAGACUAUGAUGGAUUAGUUUCGUAUUAGAAGUUGUU
Molecule: messenger RNA, 1845 nt
Organism: Papaver somniferum (opium poppy)
Lineage: Eukaryota; Viridiplantae; Streptophyta; Magnoliopsida; Ranunculales; Papaveraceae
Product: protein NRT1/ PTR FAMILY 5.10-like
Exons: 2
Coding region: 916-1737 (273 amino acids)
Biological process (GO): transmembrane transport
Cellular component (GO): membrane
Molecular function (GO): transmembrane transporter activity
Source: RefSeq, a predicted model, not a curated record